UAACACUAAUCUGUUAUCUUCCCAACAAAACAGUAACAUGAAGAUUCAACGAAAAUAAAAAAAUAAUACGAAUCAAAUCGACGACCACUUUGUUUUGUUCUUCGGUCUCCCACCAAUUCUUUCUUCACUGCUAUAACUUUUCCCUAUUAUUCCUUUCAACGUGGAUGCUCAGAGUCAGAUUCAAACAAGUGUCACAAUCAAUGUCUGAAGAUCUUCUGAAACUUACAGGCUCUUGAAUUUUCCGAUCAAGAUCCAACAAAUAAAUCGACAGAUCAUGCUACGAUUAAAAGAAAUCAAGUCAUUUCAUACAGAAAAACGAUGGGCAUUCCCUCUGGCAAUAACAUCGAUUGUAUCCUUAUUCCUAUUAGCGACCUGUUUCAACAUGGGUCUUCUUCCACCAUUGUACAAAUUGAAUUCAUAUUUCCCAAUAUUCAACUCUCGUAUUUCCCCAAAUCAAUCAACAACUCCACAUUUCGCCGAAGAUAAAUUCAAAUCGCCUCCUGUAUCAUCUUCUCUUCCUUCCACACCUCGAUUUGCUUAUUUAAUUUCUGGAUCAAAAGGGGAUUUGAAUAAACUAUGGAGAACACUUAGAGCUUUAUAUCAUCCAUGGAAUCAUUACGUUCUUCAUCUUGAUCUUGAAUCGGAACCCAACGAGAGAAUCGAGCUCGCGUCACGAGUUGAAAAAGAUCCCAUGUUUGCUGAAAUUGGGAAUGUUUAUGUGAUCAAAAAAGCGAAUAUGGUAACUUAUAGAGGUCCAACAAUGGUGUCGAAUACUCUUCACGCAUGUGCGAUUCUUCUUAAAAGGAAUCAAGAUUGGGAUUGGUUUAUAAACCUCAGUGCAUCCGAUUAUCCUCUAGUCACUCAAGAUGAUCUUCUUUCUGUGUUUCGUGGUAUAAAACGAGACUGGAAUUUUGUUGAGCAUACUGGUCAAUUGGGGUGGAAGGAGGAUCAAAGAGCGAUGCCAUUGAUGAUUGAUCCUGGAUUAUAUGAGAAUAAGAAGUCUGAUAUUUUUUGGGUGCAACCAAAUAGGCCUCUACCAACUGCGUUUAAAUUGUUUACAGGAUCCGCAUGGAUGGUUUUAUCGCGUCCAUUUGUAGAAUAUUGCAUAUGGGGAUGGGACAAUCUUCCAAGAACAAUGCUCAUGUACUACACAAACUUUGUCUCCUCACCCGAAGGCUACUUCCAAACCGUAAUAUGCAAUGUACCCGAAUUCAUUCCCACAGUCAUUAACCACGAUAUGCACUUCAUAUCAUGGGACAACCCUCCAAAACAACAUCCACAUGUCCUCAAUACGAAUGACACGUCUAAUAUGCUCAAUAGUGGGGCCGCAUUUGCACGUAAAUUUGACCAAGAUACCCUUGUUCUUGAUACAAUUGAUAAUGAGUUGUUAAAUAGAACCAAUGGGAGCUUUACUCCGGGUGGAUGGUGCAAAGGUGAACCGAAUUGUUCUAAAGUUGGGAAAGUCACACGGGUCAAGCCUGGACCCGGGGCUAAACGGCUUAAGAGGCUUAUAAACAAGUUGAUUAAAUCAGCUAAAAAUGGAAAUCAAUGUCGAUAGGUUUAUAUAUUUUGAUUUUUUGAGAUAGAAUAUUUUGAUGAGUCAAUUGACAUAGUUUUGAUCGUA
Molecule: messenger RNA, 1624 nt
Organism: Lactuca sativa (garden lettuce)
Lineage: Eukaryota; Viridiplantae; Streptophyta; Magnoliopsida; Asterales; Asteraceae
Product: beta-glucuronosyltransferase GlcAT14A
Cellular component (GO): membrane
Molecular function (GO): glucuronosyltransferase activity
Source: RefSeq, a predicted model, not a curated record